Messenger RNA from Propithecus coquereli (Coquerel's sifaka), 2921 nucleotides. It is a transcript of the gene TADA2B, whose product is annotated as transcriptional adaptor 2B. Gene Ontology annotation, biological process: chromatin remodeling; regulation of transcription by RNA polymerase II. Gene Ontology annotation, molecular function: transcription coactivator activity; zinc ion binding; chromatin binding. Gene Ontology annotation, cellular component: nucleus; SAGA-type complex. The transcript has 2 exons. Lineage: Eukaryota; Metazoa; Chordata; Mammalia; Primates; Indriidae. The record is from RefSeq and is a predicted model, not a curated record. The coding region runs from base 178 to 1440 and encodes 420 amino acids.
GACGCGGCCCGGCUGGCUGGCUCCGGCGGCGCCUGGGCGGGGGCCGCGGUGGCGGCGGCCGCGGCGGCGGGCGGCGGUUGCUCGUGCGCGGCGGUGGUGGGCCCUGCGGGCGGUGGGGCGCUGACGGCCGGGGGAGCGGCGGCGGCGGGCCGGGCGGCGGGCGGCGAGCGGGGGAAGAUGGCGGAGCUCGGUAAGAAGUACUGCGUGUACUGCCUGGCCGAGGUGAGCCCGCUGCGCUUCCGUUGCACCGAGUGCCAGGACAUCGAGCUGUGCCCCGAGUGCUUCUCGGCCGGCGCCGAGAUCGGCCACCACCGCCGCUACCACGGCUACCAGCUGGUGGACGGCGGGCGCUUCACACUCUGGGGGCCCGAGGCCGAGGGCGGCUGGACCAGCCGCGAGGAGCAGCUGCUGCUGGACGCCAUCGAGCAGUUCGGCUUCGGAAACUGGGAAGAUAUGGCUGCUCACGUGGGUGCUUCCCGGACGCCCCAAGAAGUGAUGGAACAUUACGUGAGCAUGUACAUCCACGGCAACCUGGGCAAAGCCUGCAUCCCUGACACCAUCCCCAACAGGGUGACAGACCACACCUGUCCCAGCGGAGGCCCCCUCUCGCCCAGCCUCACCACCCCAUUGCCUCCCCUGGACAUCUCGGUGGCGGAGCAGCAGCAGCUGGGCUACAUGCCGCUGCGGGACGACUACGAGAUUGAGUAUGACCAGGACGCCGAGACGCUCAUCAGCGGGCUUUCGGUGAACUACGACGACGACGACGUGGAGAUCGAGCUCAAGCGCGCCCACGUGGACAUGUACGUGCGGAAGCUGAAGGAGCGCCAGCGGCGGAAGAACAUCGCCCGCGACUAUAACCUGGUGCCCGCCUUUCUGGGGAAGGACAAGAAGGAGAAGGAGAAGACGCUGAAGCGCAAGAUCACGAAGGAGGAGAAGGAGCUGCGCCUGAAGCUGAGGCCGCUCUACCAGUUCAUGUCGUGUCAGGAGUUCGACGACCUGUUUGAAAACAUGCACAAAGAAAAGAUGCUCCGGGCCAAAAUCCGAGAACUGCAGCGCUACCGGCGGAACGGGAUCACCAAGAUGGAGGAGUCGGCGGAGUACGAGGCGGCGCGGCACAAGCGCGAGAAGAGGAAGGAGAACAAAACCCUGGCGGGCUCCAAGCGCGGCAAGGAGGACAGCAAGGACGGCGAGUUCGCCGCCAUCGAGAACCUGCCGGGAUUCGAGCUGCUGUCCGACCGCGAGAAGGUGCUGUGCAGCUCUCUAAACUUGAGCCCGGCGCGCUACGUGACUGUGAAGACUAUUAUCAUUAAAGACCACCUCCAGAAACGACAAGGAAUCCCCUCCAAAAGUCGCCUUCCUAGUUACCUGGACAAAGUCCUAAAGAAAAGAAUUUUGAAUUUCCUCACGGAGAGUGGCUGGAUCUCCAGGGACACGUCCUGAGGCUGCAGGGACCCUGGAGCCAGCGUGACCUGGGUGCUUGCCGCUGUUGCUCUGUCUGAGACAAAUCGAGUUCCUUUUUUAAGAUACAAGUUCUUUUCAUGGUCCUCUGAAAGCAGCAAUAGUAACAAUCUUAUAUUGGAUCAUGGGGGAAAGAAAUAUAAGUCUAUUUUAACUUAAUCCUAAAAGUAAUACUUUAAGAUGAUUUGCCUUUACCUGUUCGGUUUGGAGAGUAUUAUGAGAUUAGAUAAUUUCCUUUUAGUUUGUGAGCUUUCUUCCCUUUGGGUACAAAACUGUUGUGCUAUGGGUAACAGGAGCAUGGUUUUCCCGCUGGACUGCAAGCAAAAGCGCUUUCCCGGUGACACAGCUCUUCUCAGCGGGGCUGCGGGAGGCUCCCCUUCUCAGCCCACGCGCCCCGGCUGAGCCCAGCUGAGCCCGGCACGACCGGGCACGAGGCACUUUACAGGGAGGCAGGUCGGGCACAGAUCCACUGUGUAGCAGAUGAAGAGAGGCCAGAGAACAGGAUGACGUUUCCAUAGAAUUUAACGAGGAAGAAUCUGUGCUUGAACAUAAUGACCAGAUCACCUUCCACUUAACUGUUGGCGGCAGCAGUUUGAGCCUGCGGUCCCCAGAUCCCCAAACUGAGCGUUGCCUUGUUCGGAUCUGGGCAGAGCCUGCUGGUUCCCUUGGGAAGAGCAGUGCCCCCCAGGGCAGGCUCCCUUAGUGUGGCCAUGUCCCUGUGAGGGUAAAAUCAAGCUAGCGGGAGGGACAGGGCUGAUGUGGACUUCCAGAACCUGUAGACCAGCUUCCCGGGGCUGAGUGUUGCUGUUGGUAUGUGCAGUGCAUUUUACCUGGAAGAACCGGUUUUAAAAAGUUUAAGGCUAAGAGUUCUGAGUUCUGCCGUUAAAUUCCUCAGGAUUUUCAUCACGGUUGCAAGUACCCUUUUCGCUGAAAUCAUGAGCACACUCGCCUGGCAAAGCAUCUUCAGUGUCGCCAGGCCAGGGCAGUUCUGACCAGUGUGUCCUGGGCCAUGCCUCAGCCUGCGCACUGCUUCUCUCUUCACUGUCCUGAAUCAGACUCAGAAAUGGCUUCUUCCCAGCCCUAUAAGUUUCUUUCUGGGGCCUUCCUUCAAGGAUGUACAUGGUACCUUCCUCCUGAAAUUUGAGGAAGUCUGUUGUCUUCCAGCUGCUCAGGCUGCUCAGGGUUCUCCCGCCUAAGUCCCUGCUUUAAGGAGAGUCUGGAGUGACAGUCCCAGCACUCCGUUCUUUCAGGAGCUUGUCUUGCCUCUCCUGCCCCCAUAGGUACCGAAAGACUAUUUACCUCCCACAAUGUUUGGGUGUGAAGUUACAUUAAAGUGAAGUUAUUCGAAAGAAAAAAACCUCAUCAUUAAGGACAACUUAAUUACUGUGCCUUUUCCUUUCUUUUUACAUCAUUCUGUCCCCUAGGGUAAAUUUUUCAGCAUUAAAUAAAACAUUUCAAAUAUA